Sitophilus oryzae (rice weevil) is the source of this 1205-nucleotide messenger RNA. RefSeq names its product cathepsin O-like. The coding region runs from base 171 to 1169 and encodes 332 amino acids. The transcript has 3 exons. Gene Ontology annotation, cellular component: lysosome. Gene Ontology annotation, molecular function: cysteine-type endopeptidase activity. Lineage: Eukaryota; Metazoa; Arthropoda; Insecta; Coleoptera; Curculionidae. The record is from RefSeq and is a predicted model, not a curated record.
AAUAUUUUUUUAAAUGCGAAAACUAGAAAAAAAUAUAGGGAACCCAUUUUAAGGGGCUUUCAGAAAACUGGACCACCCUGUAUCUACUUAUCUGAAGAAAAAUUAUGUUUACCAAUAAUUUAUCUAAUUCAACUUGUUUUUAAAAUGAUUUCUUACAUUAUAUUAUUAAUAUGGUGUCAUAUUGGCAAGUGCUUGAAUAUGGGGUCUAUUUUCUUCUAUUGUUCUUCAUGGUGCCAAUUAAAAUUGAAAAUGAUAAUGAUUUGGAAUUAUUUUUAAAAUAUAUUCGCGAAUUUAACAAAUCCUAUAUCGAUGAAGAGACUUUUAAAUUACGAAUGAAAGCUUUUAAGAUGUCUUUGGAAGCAAUAGAUGUAUUAAACAAGAAUCAAUUUAAUUCUACAGCAGUGUACGGUCUUACAAAGUUCUCAGAUUUACUUCCAAAAGAGUUGAUAUAUUCAACAAAUAAGAACCACAAAUCCAAGUCACCGAGAUCGUUUAAAAAAAGAUCGUACUGGAAAAGAAUUCCACGAAAAAUCGAUUGGAGAGAAAAAGGUAUUGUUACAAAAGUGAAGAAUCAAAAAAAUUGCGGUGCGUGUUGGGCGUUCUCUAUAAUCCAAACGGUUGAAUCCAUGAUGGCUUUAAAAUAUCAGAAAUUAUUUGAUCUCAGUGUACAGCAAUCAGUAGACUGUUCAACUGAAAAUUUCGGCUGCUUAGGAGGUGAUAUAUGUUAUUUAAGUCACUGGUUGGUGUACAACAAUAUUUCAGUUAUAGCAGAGUCGAAAUAUCCUUACACUGGUGCCAAUCAAACUUGUUUAAAUACAAAAACUUCUGGUGGCAUACAAGUAACAACAUAUUCCUGUUCAAGUCUUGUUAAUAAUGAAGAUAAGAUGUUGGCCCAUCUUGCCUACAAAGGGCCAUUGGCUGUAGCAGUAAAUGCACUAACUUGGCAACACUAUGUAGGUGGAAUUAUUAAGUUUCAUUGUAACGAUAAUUUUGAAGAUUUAAAUCACAGUGUCCAAAUUGUUGGAUACGAUUUAAAUGGUGAUAUUCCUUAUUAUAUUGUUCGAAAUUCUUGGGGUAAUGAUUUCGCAGAUGGGGGUUAUUUGUACAUAGCUGUUGGGAAAAAUAUUUGUGGUAUAGCACAUAAAGUUACAGCUUUAGAUGUUUUGUAAUUUUAAUGGUCUAUGAAAUACAGUAUAUUUUUUAUA